CGUCUCUGAAAGUUUAAAAAGGCGAGAACCAAUGUGUGCCAUUUACGCCAUUUGCGAGAAGAAACCCAGCUCCAGAGUGAUUCUCUGCUGCUCGUCUCUUUCCCUUCCUUUUAAAAUUUCUUUUCUCCAAGGGCAAGGCACGAAGAGAACAAGAGUUUACCUAUUUUGGAAGAGGAAAGAUCGAAUCAAUGGCUGAGGAAUUCGGCAAAUCCGUGGAGGAUGGGCUCAAGCUCUCCAAGCGUUUGUACUUCGGCAAGGACAGGGCUGUCGCUCCGCCUAAGCCGCAUGUUCACAUGGAGAAAUCGGCUGAAAGUCUCCUUCCAACGGCACCCAUGGUUUACGCAGUCAUAUCGGAUCCCGCUAUCGUGGAUAACCCGGAUAUUCCCAGCUACCAGCCGCACGUGUACGGCCGGUGUGAUCCGCCCGCGCUCAUUCCGCUCCAGAUGAACCGGAUAGAACUUGAGUCGGAUUCUUAUUUGGACUCCGUUAUUGUUCGCCUAAGCGGUUCCUGGCGGGUCCAUUGCGUUAUGGGCAGCAAUUGCUGUGAUUGCCGUAUUGCGAUUCCUAUGGGCGAGCAGGGUUCAAUUCUAGGUGUUGAGGUGGAAGUUCCUGGAAAGUCUUAUUCCACUGAAUUGAUCGCAGUGGAUGGUCAGAAAGAUAUGGAAAGGGAAGGCCGGCCCGAAAAUGGAGGCUUUUUGAAGCCUCAUAUAUUUACCCUGACAAUUCCAAAAGUUGAUGGAGGCACCAGUCUUUCCAUAAAAGUUAGUUGGAUACAAAAAUUAUUAUACCGCAAUGGAGAGUUCUCACUGAUCGUGCCAUUUAGUUUUCCAGAGUAUGUCACUCCCGCUGUAAAGAAACUACCCAAAAAAGAAAAGAUACAAUUGAAUGUGAACUCUGGUACUGGAACUGAAAUUGUGUGCAAGACGACUAGUCAUCCUUUGAAGCAAUUAAAACGUGAAGCAGGGAAGUUGGGUUUCUUGUAUGAAUCAGAAGUUCUCAAUUGGACAGAUAUUGACUUUGCUAUCUCAUAUUCUGUCUCUUCAAGUCAUAUAUAUGGCGGUGUGAUUUUGCAAUCCCCAACUGUGCAAGAUUUCGACCAAAGAGAGAUGUUCUCCGUCUAUCUUUUUCCAGGAGAACAAUUCAGUGGGAAGGUGUUCAGAAAAGAGAUAGUAUUUGUUGUUGACAUAAGUGGAAGCAUGGAAGGAAAGCCACUUGAGGGUACAAAGGAUGCAUUGUUUGGAGCCCUCACCAAACUUGAUUCAAAAGAUUCUUUCAAUAUUAUAGCUUUUAAUGGAGAGACUUAUUUAUUUUCUCCAUCGAUGGAGUUGGCAACUGCAGAAACAGUUGAAAGGGCUGUUAAGUGGAUAAAUCUAAACUUUAUAGCAGGGGGUAGUACAAAUAUUUUGCUUCCCCUAAAUCAGGCGAUGGAAAUUGUAUCAAAUACUCAAGGUUCAUUUCCUGUCAUUUUCCUUAUCACUGAUGGGGCUGUUGAAGAAGAAAGACACAUUUGUGAUUUAAUGGAAAGUCAUCUAACUGGCAAAGGAUCACUAUGUCCACGUAUAUACACAUUUGGCAUAGGUACAUAUUGUAAUCAUUAUUUCCUGCGAAUGCUUGCAAUGAUUAGCGGGGGGCAAUAUGAUGCUACAUAUGAUGUAGAUUUAGUUCAAUCUCAAAUGCAAAAGUUGUUUGUUAAAGGUCUAUCUACCAUUCUUGCAAACAUAACAAUUGACGCAUUUGAUGAUCUUGAUGAUGUUGAGGUGUACCCCUCCCGUAUCCCAGACUUUUCUUCUGAAGGCCUGUUAAUUAUUUCUGGGAGAUAUCAGGGAAAUUUCCCUGAAACUGUUAAAGCUAAAGGUAUUUUAGGAGAUUUGAGUAAUUUUGUUAUGGACUUGAAGAUACAAAAGGAAAAAGACAUGCCUUUUGACAGGAUUUUUGCAAAGCAACGGAUUGAUCUACUCACAGCCCAGGCAUGGUUUUCAGAAAACAAACAGCUUGAGGAGAAGGUUGCCAAAAUGAGCAUACAAACAGGUGUUGUGUCUGAAUAUACUCGGCUGGCAUUACUUGAGAGUCAGAGAGCACAUCAUGCCAGUGAAUCACCUAGAGCGCACAAGUUAUCACACAAGACUGAUUCUCCGAAUGUGGAUUCUCAAGGCCAGAGAAGAAUAUUGUUACCAAAUCUUGGUGUUGGCUUUGGCAAUGUGACUGCAACUGCAGAAAACAUUCAUCCUGGAGUUGAAGAAACAAAGCUGCCUGAGGCAGCUGAAAUCAUCAUUAAGGCAGCUUCAAAUUGUUGUGGAAGUAUGUGUAAUAAAUGCUGUUGUAUGUGCUGCAUCCAGUCUUGCUCCAAGAUGAACGACCAAUGUGCGAUAGCAUUAACACAGCUCUGCGUUGCUCUUGCUUGUUUUGGCUGCCUAGAGUGCUGUUCACAGCUGUGUUGUUGUGGAAAUGAAGGAAACUAAAAAUUAUACAUCAAAUAUUUUUAUUAAACAACUUAUAUUUGAUAUACGGUGUAUGAUAGAGAUUUGUUUAAAGCAUUCAUUCUGCCUCAAACGGCUUCUUGUACAAAAAUCAACUACUGGUAUUGAUAAAUCAGGAAAUCAGGGCCACCUGCUGUAACAGUUCGCUUUAAGUUCUCGUGUAUCAUACAUUUCAAUGAUUUUACAUUAGAAAUUAUGAGAUGCUUGAUUGGAUUGGAUGA
Messenger RNA from Hevea brasiliensis (rubber tree), 2698 nucleotides. RefSeq lists its product as uncharacterized. The record is from RefSeq and is a predicted model, not a curated record. The coding region runs from base 189 to 2459 and encodes 756 amino acids. The transcript has 13 exons. Lineage: Eukaryota; Viridiplantae; Streptophyta; Magnoliopsida; Malpighiales; Euphorbiaceae.